AUUACUCUCCGUUGCAACUUUCCCAAGGACUCUCUUAUUAUGUUUUCUUCAUAUUCUCAUGCUGUCGCAUGCGCCGAGGCCAAUGUCACGCUUAUUUCACCUUUUGUUGGCCGUGUACUUGAUUGGCAUUUGGCAAAACACGGUAAACGUACGUUCGAGCGUCUGGAAGAUCCGGGAGUUCAGUUGGUGACCAAAAUAUUCAAUUAUUAUAAAGCAUACGGUUACAAGACCGAGAUCAUGGGUGCCUCUUUUCGAAAUCGGGAAGAGAUUCUGGGCCUAACCGGUUGUGAUCUACUCACCAUUGCCCCAUCCUUAUUGGAAGAAUUAGCCCAACUCACCGAGCGACCGGAACCGUAUUUGGAUGAGAAAAAAGGUGAUGAUGCACGUCCUCCGCCGAUGGAUGAAGCCACUUUCCGUUGGCUGCUGAACGAAGACGAGAUGGCCACAGAUAAACUGACUGAAGGUGUGCGCCGCUUCGCGAAAGAUGCGAACACCCUACGGGAUAUGCUUCGGGAUCGUUUGAAAGCGGAAUAG
Messenger RNA from Echinostoma caproni, 534 nucleotides. Lineage: Eukaryota; Metazoa; Platyhelminthes; Trematoda; Plagiorchiida; Echinostomatidae. The record is from the annotation of a GenBank genome assembly.